CAGAGUGCUGGGGGGCUGGCUGAUGCGAUUAGGAGAGAAGAGGGCGGGGUGAUUUCAGUGGCUCUGUCUGAGGUGUGUCCAGGGGGCAGCUACCGGACAGAUGGCCACCGCUUGCUGGUAUAUAUCCUUCACACGCUUGUCAAUAACGCCUAUACCUCUAUCUGCAGAGUCCUAGAGACCACACAAAGUCAACUGUCACCGUUUACUCACCAGUAAAAACUUGAGCUCCGAGGAAUUAUACUGUGUGGGUCAAAUGUAUCACAUAUAUCACACUGGAGGCACAAAAGUUCCUUAUAACUAGGACAUUUUUACUGCCAAAACAUUUAUGAAAAGGUCUUAGGUAUUUGGCGUUUAGGUGGGGCUGGCUUUAUAAAUGAUGUUCAGACAUUGAGCACUGAUUGAUUCGCCUUGAAAGCAGACUGUUGUUUGUUUGUUUUAACUUUGGAGAAGCGUCUUUCAGGUGUGAUUCUCAACUGUUAGGUGGUGUCCUUGCCAACUAUCAAGACUCAUGCCUCUGGGCAACUGUCAUUUCUUGUGAGCGUUCAGCAGGUGCCCGCUGACGGAAGGGAUGCCGAAAAAUGGGUCUAAGCAUUAGAGGCGAGAUCAUUACAUUCAGGUUCAUAUUAUCAGCAAAACUGCCCACAACGCUUGUCUAUAGGGACCCAGCGGUCAGGUAGGACUUACCCCUCUCCUAGAGUGCGGCUGCUGAAAGGGAAAAAAACAGAAAAAAAUAAAAUACAACAUGCCUUCCCUCUGACUGAGCAGAGAGGACUGCUCAUUCAUUCAUUCAUUCAUUUAUCCGAUUUUGCUCGUCAAAGAAGCAGACUCACUCCACAGUGAGUAGGAUUGGGAUCCGCAAAGGGAGAACUGGAUUAAUCAGAUUUAUUGAGCACAAACUUGGAGCAGUAGAAAGCAGAGUGGCCCCCAAAAUUACUUCACAAAAAUGAAUUUGAUAACUGUACUUUUAAAGCAGCAAAUUGUAUUUCCAGGUCAAUAUGGGAAAGAAUCCAUAAUUUGGAAGACUUCCCCACCUGAUUUUUUUACACCUAAGUAUUAGGUUUAUUUUUAUUUCCACUCAAGAGAGGGGUGCCAAGCCAUUUUCACUGAUUAGGGUUUCUAAAGAUCCUAAUCCAACUCCGUCUGGGGCCCGAUUGGUGGGUAGGGGAGGGCAGGUGUCCACAUACUCAAAGGUAUGGUGCUUAAAAAGUGGACAGAGUGUCACAACUAGAAUGCAGAGAGUCUUAGGGAGGCUGCUGCUGAGAACCAGUCUGGAGAGAUGGAACUAGAUAAUGGAGCUACAAAGGCUAGGUGGCGUUUAGCCUUCGUGAGGCAGGCAAUGGGGAGCCAUCGAUGGUUCUGGAGUGGAGAUCUGGCAGUAAUGAAAACUGUAAGUAAAUGAAUCUGGCAGCCGCAGCCAGGAUGGACUGUGGGGUCAUGGGAAAUUGUUGGGCUAAUCCACUGGUUCUCCAACUCUCAUGCCUAUGGAGAGCCACGGGGGAGCCUGCCGCACCGGUGAGUGAGAGAAGCAGGGAGGGGGGUCAGGGGUUGUCAUUCCACAGGAACUAAAAGGAAGACAAGUUUCCGAAGAAGCAGAAGUCACAAGGUAGUGGCAGGACACCUCUGCUCUCCCACCUCCUCCCCUGCGUCUGACUGGCAAAGUCCUACUCGCCUUCCACACGCAGCCCCGCCGCCGCCACCAUGCAGCCCUCCAGGGCUUUCUCCCAGGUGGAACCUCUCUCUCCCCUGCUUGGCGUGAGGCCUGCCGCUGGGCCACCACCUCCAUUCUAGCCCAGUCGCCUCUGUUUAUGCUUCUGAAGUCUUGACCGUGGCGAAGUGUGGAAUGUGAAGCACCCGGAAUGCUGUUUCCAAACGGCCACGUGGAGAAGCUCCGAGAAGUUCGGCUCAGAUAUUGUGUCUGAUUGGUCUCCUAUGCACGAAGCUGCUAUCCAAGGACGUCUGUUGUCUCUGAGAAGCCUCAUCAACCAGGGGUGGCCUGUGAACCUCAUCACAACAGAUGGUGUGUCCCCACUCCAUGAAGCCUGCCUUGGAGGUCACGUCUCUUGUGCAAACAUUUUAUUAAAGCAUGGAGCUCAGGUGAAUUGUGUCACCGCCGACUGGCACACUCCUUUGUUCAAUACCUGUAUCAGCGGCAGCCUGGACUGCAUGACUUUGCUUCUACGUCACGGUGCCAGCCCCCACCCGGUGAGCGACCUGGCAUCUCCCAUCCAUGAAGCUGCUAAGAGAGGCCACGUGUACUGCGUCGAGAUCCUGGCAGCUCACGGAGGCAACCUCAACCUCAACAUCAGCCACCUGGGCACCCCUCUGUAUGUGGCGUGCAGGAAACAGCAGGUGGCCUGUGUCAGGAAGAUUCUGGAGUCAGGAGCAAGUGUGAACGAAGGCCGAGGUCUGGACUCCCCUCUUCACGCAGCGGCCAGGGCAUCCAAUGGGGAGCUGGCCAUCCUGCUCAUGGAUUUUGGAGCGAACCCCCAGGCCAAGAACGCUGAUGGCAAAUGUCCCUUGGAGUUGGUGCCUCCAGAGAGCCCUCUGACUCAGAUCUUCUUGGAGCGUGAAGGGCCUCCUUCUCUGCUGCAGCUGUGCCGCCUUCAAAUCCGGAAGUGCUUCGGAAUCCAGCAGCAUCAUAAGAUCAACGAGCUCUUUCUCCCUGAGGAGCUGAAGCGUUUUCUCCUACACAUGUGAAUGAGAUAGCUCAAAAUCUCAGGGGGAUAUCACAGGCCGCACAUGAAUGUGGUUGAAUGUUGUGGCCACCGGCAUUGUGAAAUAAA
Molecule: messenger RNA, 2783 nt
Organism: Prionailurus viverrinus (fishing cat)
Lineage: Eukaryota; Metazoa; Chordata; Mammalia; Carnivora; Felidae
Gene: ASB9
Product: ankyrin repeat and SOCS box containing 9
Exons: 7
Coding region: 1930-2697 (255 amino acids)
Biological process (GO): intracellular signal transduction; positive regulation of protein catabolic process; protein ubiquitination
Molecular function (GO): protein binding
Source: RefSeq, a predicted model, not a curated record